GCUCUUCUAUAUCUAUCCUGUCUAUCCUCGUUCACACGAAGCUUUAAGAUGAUGGCGAAGACUCUCCUGUGCGGUCUCGUGACCCUCCUCCCGGCUGCGCUCGGUUUCGUCAUGCCGACCGCCUCCAGCAGCGCCUUUGCAAGAGGAAGCGGGGUCGCUCAUGUUUCGGCGACCACCGCACCAUCGGCGGUCAGCAGGCCCACCAUGGCCAUGGAGCGCUCGUACAUCAUGAUCAAGCCGGACGGCGUACAGCGAGGCCUUGUCGGAAAGAUCAUCACUCGGUUCGAAGAGCGCGGCUACAAGCUGGCGGGUCUCAAGCUCAAGCAGGCCGACGAGGCCCUGCUCAAGAAGCACUACAAGGACCUCGUCGACAAGCCCUUCUUCCCGAAGCUGCUGGCCUACAUGAUCUCGGGGCCGGUGGUCUGCAUGGCCUGGGAGGGCAAGGAUGUGGUGGCGAUGGGACGCAAGAUGCUGGGAGAGACCAACCCGCUGGCGAGCGCACCGGGGACCAUCCGUGGAGACUUCUGCUUGGAGGUGUGGCGAAACAUCUGCCACGGGUCUGACUCGGUAGAGAACGCGGACAAGGAGAUCGCUCUGUGGUUCGGGGAAGCGGAGGUAGUGGACCACGAGUCCGCCAUGCAGGACUGGAUCUACGAGUAGGAUAUCGAUUGGUUGAGGAUCUCCGGCCUGUUGAAUAGACAGAUAGAUGAUGAGUUGCGGGCGAAUGAGGGAGUCAUCUCAGACAUGUGUCGG
Messenger RNA from Ectocarpus siliculosus, 753 nucleotides. The record is from the annotation of a GenBank genome assembly. NCBI's taxonomy places the organism in Eukaryota, Phaeophyceae, Ectocarpales, Ectocarpaceae.